Molecule: messenger RNA, 5107 nt
Organism: Anoplopoma fimbria (sablefish)
Lineage: Eukaryota; Metazoa; Chordata; Actinopteri; Perciformes; Anoplopomatidae
Gene: jak3
Product: Janus kinase 3 (a protein tyrosine kinase, leukocyte)
Exons: 25
Coding region: 110-3427 (1105 amino acids)
Biological process (GO): cell surface receptor signaling pathway via JAK-STAT; intracellular signal transduction; peptidyl-tyrosine phosphorylation
Cellular component (GO): cytosol; membrane; cytoskeleton
Molecular function (GO): non-membrane spanning protein tyrosine kinase activity; cytokine receptor binding; ATP binding
Source: RefSeq, a predicted model, not a curated record
AAGGAAUGAAUCAGAAAAUCUGCACCCACACAUACAGCACAAACAGAGAAGUCAAGAAGUAAAUGAUCGACAUGAUGACGUUUGCUGUACAAAUUUAAAAGAAGUACCCAUGGAUCUCAGUGAGGAGGAGUCAGUCCCUCUGGUGAUCAGAGACUGGGGAGGAAGCUUGAGGUCCAGUUCUAGCAAUGGUCCCAGUUUACAAGUACACCUCUACUUCCUACCAGCCACAAAGGAUGCAACAACAAUACACAUCUCAUGUGGCCAAAUUUCUGCUGAAAAUGUCUGCAUACAAGCAGGCAAAAAAUGUGGAAUCUUACCAGUGUACCAAAGUGUUUUUGGUUUGGCAUCUGCCGAUCUCUCAUUUUGGUAUCCUCCAUCCCACAUGUUCAACACAGAAGAAAACUUACAAGUUCACUUUAGAGUCAGGUUUUUCUUUGGAAACUGGUUUGGACAAGGAACAUCUUACCGCUACAGUUUGACCAAGGACAGAAUCAGUCCAGUGCUUGACAGCGGUGUCAUAGAUUAUCUCUUUACUCAGUUGCGAAGUGACUUUAUUGCGAGUGAGGCAGGAGUGUGUCCACCUCUGAGUGCUCAAGAGGAAUGCCUUGGCCUUGCUGUGUUGGAUCUGUUGAGGAUGGCUAAAGAGCGCCAUCAGAGUGUAAGAGAGCUCUGCAAGACUGUCAGCUACAAAUCAUGCCUUCCUAUGUCACAUCGCCAUGACAUCCAGAGACGAAACCGCCUCGAUCGUUAUCGAAUCAGAAACACCCUCAAGCGUUUCUUAAAGAAGCUUGGCAACUGCUCGGUAGAUGAAGCUAGCUUGAAGCUGAAGUACCUGAUUGAACUUGCUGGCAUCGUGCCCUCUCUGGGAAGCGAAACCUUCCAAGUGAAUCCUUCUUCCUCCCAUUCACAGUCAACUUUCUCUCUCGUAAGGGUCACUUGGGAAAGUGGAAUUGAAACCAGUGGAAGUUGUCAUCCCGAUGGUGUCCUGUGGCACACCUUCUGCGAUUUCAAAGAAAUCAUUGACAUUGGUAUAAAGAGGGUAUGCCAUGAGCAAGUUCCCCAAGACAGCAGGAUGGUGACAAUAACUCGUAAAGAUGAGAGAUGCUUGGAAGCCAACUUCAAGAGUCUCAAGGAAGCACUUUCAUUUGUGUCUCUUGUUGAUGGCUACUUCCGACUGAUCACAGACUCUAGCCACUACUUCUGUCAAAACAUUGCCCCUCCAAGUGUUCUGGAGGGGAUCAAAAACCAUUGUCAUGGCCCAAUCACAUCAGAGUUUGCCGUCAACAAGUUGAAAAAGUCAGGAUUUAAAGGCGGGACGUUCCUUCUCCGGCAGAGUCCCAAGAACUACGACAACUUCUUCCUCACUGUUUGUGUUCAGACUCCACUCGGACUUGACUAUAAAGACUGUCUCAUUAUUAAGAAUGAGCACUACAAUCUUCCUGGAGUCCAGAAAUCAUUUACCAGCUUGAAAGAGCUCACCAGCUUUUACCAACACAACAAGCUUCUACUGUCAGAAGUACCUGUCAAGUUGGCCCACUGCUGUCCACCCAAAUACAAAGAGCUCACUAAUCUGAUCAUCAUACGCAACAGCACCUCUGUAGAAGCUCAAGGGUCUCCAACACCUCAAAGGAACAAAUUCAGUCACAUCCAAUUUCAUAUGAUCAAAUAUGAAGACCUGAAAUGGGGUGAAAGCUUAGGACAGGGUUCCUUCACCCGCAAUUUCAAAGGCUACAAAACAGACAUUCGCGAUGGGGAGAAUUACGUGACGCCUGUUUUCCUGAAAGAGCUCGACAUUGCACAUAAAAACUGCUGGGAGUCAUUCUUUGAAGCUGCCAGUUUGAUGAGUCAGAUUUCACAGAAACACCUCCUCCUUGUCUAUGGUGUUAGUGUUCAUGGAGUCAAAAACAUCAUGGUGCAGGAGUUUGUUGAGUGCGGCGCCCUUGACCUUUACUUGAAGAGGAGGAGAUCUGUGUCAGUGAGCUGGAAACUUGACGUAGCCAAACAGCUUGCGUCUGCCCUCAACUUUCUCGAAGAAAAGAACAUUGUUCAUGGGAAUAUUUGCGCCAAAAAUCUGCUGCUGGCCAGAGAGGAUGACCCAUCGCAGGGAAGUUCUCCGUUCGUCAAGCUGAGCGACCCGGGCAUCAGUGUGGCCAUGCUGGGCAAGGACGUGAUUCUGGACAGGAUCCCCUGGGUGGCCCCUGAGCUGCUGGAUGCCCCGGACAACCUGACUCUUGAUUGUGAUAAGUGGAGUUUUGGUGCCACUGUGUGGGAAAUCUUCAACAGUGGGGACACUCCGCUGCGAGGGUGGGACUUGGACAAGAAGCGACAGUUUUAUGAGAGCUACCAACAGCUGCCUCCCUCCCAGUGGACAGAGCUAGCUGAUCUUGUCAGUCAGUGUAUGGACUACCAGGCAGACUUCAGACCCUCCUGUCGGAGUAUCAUCCGACAACUCAACAGUCUGAUCACUUCAGACUAUGUUAUACUUCACGCCACUGAGCCCAUCGCAAACAGCCCUGUGCCGAGAACCUCAACCCCUGCUCAACAGGAGCAGAUAUUGUUUGAGGAGAGACACCUACGCUUCAUCUCCUCUCUGGGGAAAGGAAACUUUGGCAGCGUUGAACUUUGCCGUUAUGACCCACUGGGCGAUAACACCGGUGAGCUGGUAGCUGUGAAAAAGCUGCAGCCCAACAAGAAGUCAACCCUGGAGGACUUCAAGAAGGAAGUCAACAUCCUCAGCAUUUUUGAGUGCGACUACAUUGUCAAGUACAAGGGAGUCUGCUACAGCCCAGGACGCCUCAGUAUGAGUUUGGUGAUGGAGUACCUGCCGUACGGCAGCCUUAUUGGCUACUUGGAGAGUUACCGACAUGUCAACACCAGACGGAUGCUGCUUUUUGCUUCUCAGAUCUGUAAGGGGAUGGAGUACCUGCAGACCCUGCGUUAUGUGCACCGAGACCUCGCAGCCAGAAAUAUCCUUGUGGCCAGCGAGUCGCUGGUGAAAAUCGCAGAUUUUGGGCUGACCAAGAUUAUUCCUUUUGACAAGGAGUACUACCGAGUCAUGCAGCCUGGAGAGAGCCCAAUUUUUUGGUACGCUCCGGAGUCCAUCAACGAAUUCAUAUUUUCCCACAAGUCAGAUGUCUGGAGUUUUGGAGUCGUUCUUCACGAGCUUUUCUACUAUUGCGACACAAACUACAACCCUAAGAGGCUAUGUAGACAGGAGAUUGGAAACUAUGUGCAGAGUCAAUCAAUUUCAAUGCAUCUGGUAAAUAUUCUGAAGAACAACUGGAGGUUGCCGGCUCCUCCAAACUGCCCUCCCAAGGUGUACUGUUUGAUGAAGCAGUGCUGGGCGUACGACUUCAAGGAGCGACCAUGUUUCUCCAGCUUGGGGAAACAAAUUGAAAGUAUCAUGGAGGAAGAGAGAGAGCCCUAAAGACUGAGGGGAGCCCUGUUGCAUGUAACAGUCUUCCACUCAGCAGUGGACAAUAUCUAGUUAUGUUUGCAUUCACUUACUGACUUGUUAGUGACCGACAUAUAGGCCACUCCCUAAACACACAGGUAAAGCUCACUAUAUUGCUUUUUCCCAGUCUUAUAAUGUUCAAAGACCAGUGAUGGAAUUUAAACCUAUUUACUCAAGUACUGGACUUAAGUACAAAUUCGAGGUAGUGUACUUGUACUUAACUGUAGUAUUCCAUGUCAUACAACUUUAAACUUCUACUCCACUACAUCUCUGUAGUGUACUUUUUACUUCACUACAUUCCUUUGCCUGCUUUAGUUACAAUACACAAUCAUACACUUCCUGUACAGUAAAAACAAAAACAACUGAUAACUAUGAUAAACUGAAGGGGUUAAGUAUUCCUUUAUGUGUUGAGAAGAAGGUCCUAUUUCUUAAAAAAAUCCUCUUGGAUCAGGGUAAAAAUGCAUUUUCACAAAGCUGAAAACAGGGCUGUCUUUCUACGCUCAUGAACUUUGAGAUACCAGGCUCUUACAAGACAGCCUCGCCACAAACACAUGAUGAUCUUAUAGAAUAUGAUGCAGUGCUGUAGAUUAAUCUAGCCAACAGUAUUUAAAGGAGUCAAAAAGCAGUAAAAAGCAACAUGUUAGUUAAACCCUGACAGGUAACAACUUUCUGCACAAUGAGUACUUUUGAUAUUUUAGGAUGAGUUGUGGAUGAGAAUGUGGUGGCCUGGCCGAAAAAUAGGACAUCCUAAUUAUUAGAGGCAGAUCAAAAGUAGACAUAGCAUGAAUGUAACUUCAGUUCUGUGAGUACAUGUGGUACAUACAAAAUAAACAUUUAUUAUUCACAGUGAUAAAAAUAAAAACUCUCCCUUACCACAGUUUAGGUCAUACUGCUAACCUGCUAGGCAGCUACUUAAUUUCAUCUGUCUGGAACAUUUCAUGUUUUAUUAUAGUUGCAUAUAUAUUAUGUUCAUAACAAAUAGUACUUUUAAGUAUAGAACAAAAUCUGUACUGCCUCAACGCUCAAAUCAUAUUUCUACAGAAUGAAGAAUUAUGAAAUUGUUUUCAACAACAGUAUUUAACUAAAACUCCUCAUGCCAGAAUUAAAUGAUCAUUAUUGAAUACUGUAUGAUUUAGAAAACCCAAGCCACACUGAACUGGGCACUGCAAAGCAUGUAUAAGACGAAAUGUAUUACUUUUACAUUUGUCUUAAAGAGUCUAAGGUCAAAGUAUUCCAGAAACUGAAAACAGAUUUAAGGCUUUGUUUUGUAUAUCUUUAAUGAAAAUGUAUUGAAAAAAGUAUUUUUUUGCUUUCAUACUGUGGUAGUUUAGUGUCACUGAAUCAUUUGUUUUUUUGUUAUUUUGUAAGUCUUAUUUACAUCCAUAACUGUGUUUAAAAUAAAGCAAUUUUGUGGAAGAAACUUUUGUAAAUGUUUAUUGAAAACAUUGAAUCCAGUUCUCCCUUAAUCCCUAAGAACUGAUACGUCUUAAUUAAAUAGCUGACAAACAAAAGAUGAAUAAAUCAUUUGUUUUCACAUGUUGUGUGGCUCUAGGAAUGGUAUCUUGGUUGGUCGGUCCGCCACUUUGGUCCAGUGUUAUGUGCCGUGUUACUCUUUCUCUGUGCUCUCUCUCUGCUUUCUCUCCUCAGUCUCCA